AAAAACUUCCCGCGAGGUUUCGCGAGAGUUACAAAACUGCAAGGCCGGACAUGCGCAGUGGUUCACCUUGAGGAACAUGUGUGUAUCACUGCUGUGAAAAUACUUUCUGGUUUUUGAUCCAGUUUUGUGCAAUUUUCUCAAAAAGAUCAGACUGUGCAGUGAUCAUGUCUUACUGCAGGGAACAAGGAAAAGACAAGAUAAUUUUUGUCACCAAGGAGGACCAUGAGAGUCCGUCCACAGCAGAUAUCACGUACAACCCCGAGGAAGAUGAUGACAGUCCUGGACUGAUCCUUCCCAACGGAGAGAUCAACUGGCAGUGCCCGUGUUUAGGCGGCAUGGCCAGCGGACCCUGCGGCGAGCCCUUCAAGGAAGCCUUCUCCUGUUUCCACUACAGCCAGGCAGAACCGAAGGGUUCAGACUGCAUCGAGGAGUUCCGCUCCAUGCAGGAGUGCAUGUCCAAGUACCCAGAGCUGUACCCAUUCGAUAAGGACGAGGACAAUGACAAGGAAGAGCAAACAAAAACAACAACAACGGUUGAACAGAAAACAAGCGAAGAGGUAGCAGUUACGAAAGAGUCUACAGCAACUCGAGCAAGCUAACCAAGAUCAAAAUAGUUUCUACCUUGUAUUAAAGAGAUCUUUCAAGAUAUACGUGUAUAAACCAUGAAGAAGCAUGAUUAGCAAAAGUAGAUAAUCUAAAUAAGGGCCAUAUUCUGCGAUUGAUACUAUAGAUUCGUGUUUGCAGGGCUACUGUCAAUUUAACGACAGCCAAUUUUUUCAACCAGUAAACAUGCAAUGUACACAAAGGAUUACAAAUUUGACAAACCAAUUUUUGGUAGAAAGAAACCCAAAGAGUCCCAGGGAUAUGCAUUCUUACAUGUACAUGUACUUGGGCUAUACUAAGUGGUCGGAGAUUUUGAGUACAUUAUACCUCAGCUGCAGGCAGGUUUUGUUGUUUUUGGACUGAACGUUUUUCAGACUCUUUUUACUGUGUUUGUGAUGUCAAAAACUUACAGUACAACCCUUGAUGGUAGAAUUCUGCAGAUUUUACGUGUUUCGAAAAUAGAAUCAAAAGCAUAUAAUUAAAAGUUCGUCAUACAUAAUGAAUCUCAGCCAGUCUUGCAGUGAUUUGGUCGUCCUAUAGACCAAUGUCUUUAUUCGAUCACCAAUAAAACUUACAGAUUUUUG
This is a messenger RNA of Branchiostoma belcheri (Belcher's lancelet), 1187 nucleotides long. Its product is annotated as mitochondrial intermembrane space import and assembly protein 40-B-like. The transcript has 3 exons. Gene Ontology annotation, biological process: protein import into mitochondrial intermembrane space. Bases 165 to 599 code for a protein of 144 amino acids. Lineage: Eukaryota; Metazoa; Chordata; Leptocardii; Amphioxiformes; Branchiostomatidae. Gene Ontology annotation, molecular function: protein-disulfide reductase activity. Gene Ontology annotation, cellular component: mitochondrial intermembrane space. The record is from RefSeq and is a predicted model, not a curated record.